Molecule: messenger RNA, 1065 nt
Organism: Phytomonas sp. Hart1
Lineage: Eukaryota; Euglenozoa; Kinetoplastea; Trypanosomatida; Trypanosomatidae
Source: the annotation of a GenBank genome assembly
AUGCCAUUUAUGAGCACUUUCGUUGUAUUUAUCACCUGGAUGAUGGUGAUCCUUUUGCUGGCUUCGUUCUUUCUAUGGGCCAUUGGUAUGAUCUUCCGGAAAGAACAGGGCUCCUUUCUGUACUUUCCAAAUGACCCUCCGAAUAGCAGGAAUACGUGUGCCUCACCGGUUGAUGUAGGAAUUACAAAUUUUGAGUUUGUUUCAAUCUCGACAUCAGACGGACAAAUGUUAAAAGGCUACCUGAUGUGGCCACAAUCCCGAUCCCCGUCGUUUUCUUCCGGAAAUGGUAAAGUUUUCGAUGGGGAAGGGACGCCGCCCCUCGCCCACGACGUCGUGAACGCAAAGCCAUCGUUUGUUCUUCUUUAUUUUCAUGGAAACGCGGGGAAUGUGGGGCAUCGGCUUGUUGUCGCCAAAUCGUUCCUGUCCACCCUAGGGUGUGCGGUGUUGAUGAUAGAUUACAGGGGCUUUGGGUUGAGCUCUACCACCGCGAUCACGCAGAAAGGGCUUGAGAUGGACGCGCAGGCGUGUUUGGAUUUCAUCAAACACGACGAACGGCUUCCACAAGAUAAAAUUUACGUCAUGGGCACCAGCCUGGGGGCCGCGGUUGCCCUUCAUUUGGUGGUCAAACCACGCGCCGCGCGCCAUAUUUCCGGCGUCGUGAUCGAAAACACCUUCACGUCGAUUAGUGAUAUGGCCGGCAUUUUAGCCUCCUCGGUGAUUCGUCAGCUCUCCAUUCCAUUCCCCGGCUACGCGAUGCUCUUUCUGGUGUACUAUUUAUUUCCUCUCACCCUUCAUUUGAAAUGGAAAAACAUCGCCACUCUCCAGAGCAUUUCCAUCCCAAUGUUGUUUCUCUCUGGCCUUAAGGACGAGCUCGUCCCACCCGAGCAGAUGAGGCGGCUAUACCAGGCCGCAUGCGGGCGAAAUCACAAGGAUAAUCCGCUUCGACGUUUAGUCACCUUCCAGGAAGGAAGCCAUAACGACCUGUUUCUAUGCGAUGGCUAUUUUCGGACUAUUUUAGACUUUGUCAAUGAUGUAGAGAAAGGUAAAGGGGUAAAUUUUAUUUAA